Messenger RNA from Impatiens glandulifera, 2783 nucleotides. RefSeq names its product glutamate receptor 2.9-like. The transcript is spliced from 5 exons. Bases 109 to 2643 code for a protein of 844 amino acids. Gene Ontology annotation, cellular component: plasma membrane. Lineage: Eukaryota; Viridiplantae; Streptophyta; Magnoliopsida; Ericales; Balsaminaceae. Gene Ontology annotation, molecular function: glutamate-gated receptor activity. The record is from RefSeq and is a predicted model, not a curated record.
CUUCUGUUUACAGAUUUGAAUGACUGAAUAUUCGAUAUAUUACCACUUUCAUGCAACUUCUUUAUUCGAUAUAUUCCAGAAUUCCUACUUCUCUAUUACACCCAUAACAUGGCCCGGAGGUCCAGUUUUCUCAUUCUCCUAAUGUUUCUUCUACAACACCAUUUUACCCCCAUGUUUAUGGCACAAACAGCCAAGAUUUCCACAAACAUUAUUGCAAUCAUCGAUGUUAAUUCUCAUUUUGCCAAACACCAGAUAACAGCCAUGAAUAUAUCUGUUCAAAACUACAACAACAACUCAAUCAGUCACAGCAUUUCACUUGUAAUCCAGGAAGACUCUGGAAACACUCUUCAACUCGCUAAUACAGUUGAGAAGCUUAGUAAAGAGCAGGCAGUCCACGCGAUUAUUGUCAUGACAACAUGGUCCAAAGCUGCCUUUGUUUACGACGCGGGCAGCAUUUUGAAAGUUCCGGUUCUCUCCUUAGUAGCUGAUAGUUCCCCAAUCAAUAAUCGAUGGCCUUUCUUGGUACAAAUGGCCACCAAUGGCUUACAACAAUUUAAAUCGGUUGCAACUAUUGUCCAAUCUAAUUGGAAUAGAGUUGUUUUAAUCUACGAACAAGACAUUUCUGGUGGUGACUCUGUUGAGUUUUCUAACAUAUCUCAUGAACUUUUAAGAAUAGGUUCUGUUAUAGAUUACACUUUGGCAUUUCCUCCAUUUUCUUCAAUAUCUGAACAUUACAUUGAGAAGGAGAUGAAGAAAUUGGAUGGAGUACAAUCCAGAGCGUUUCUUGUUCUCCGAUUGUCAUUUGAGUUAACGGGUAUUUUGUUUAGCAAGGCAAAGAGCAUGGGAUUCAUGAAAAAGGAGUCGGCUUGGUUAGUAUCAGACAGUGUCGCUCACUUUCUUGAAUAUGCUAACCAUUCUAUGAUUUCUUCCAUGGAAGGUGUCAUUGGAAUAAGAACUGACUAUUCUAGAGAUACCCAACCAUUCAAGAACUUCGACGAGCAGUUUCAGCAAUAUUUUAGAACAGAAUAUCCAGAAGAAGCAGAGAUGAUUCCCGGAAUUCAUGCUCUAAGAGCAUACGAUAGUGUUACAGUUAUAACGGAGACAUUGAAAAAAAUAGAUAACCAAAGUUUGCUACAAGGUAUUUUGUCGAGCAAUUUUACUGGUCUGAGUGGUCAGAUACUUUUUAAGGAUGGUAGGUUGUUGGACGAGCUAAAAUAUGAGAUGGUAAAUGUCAACGAGACCAAGAUUAAUAGGUUGGGAUAUCCUAAUAUGACAAAAUUAGAUGGAAUAUCAUGGCCUGGGAAAUUAGAAAGGAUUCCUAAAGGAUGGGCAAUGCCUACUAAAGGGAAGCCCCUUAUUAUUGGAGUCCCCGGCAAAGCUUCAUUUGAGAACUUUGUGAAGAUAACAUCCAAUGGAAAUUCAUCGGAAAAGAAGUUUGAUGGUUUUUGUAUUAAAGUCUUUCGAGAGGUGGUAAGAACAUUGUACGAAAUGAAGUCAUAUAUUCUUCCUGUGGAAUUCAGGGAAUUUGACGGCACUUAUGACGAUUUAGUUGAUAAUCUUGCGAACAAGACUUAUGACGCAAUUGUGGGUGAUCUGACCAUAAUAGCUGAAAGAUGGGAGAAAGUGGAGUUCACUCAACCAUUCACAGAAUCAGGGCUUGUCACUGUAGUUCCUGUCAGGCCUGCACAUGAAAGGUGGAUCUUUUUGAAGCCUUUUGCACUAGACUUAUGGUUUGGCUCUGCAGCGCUGAUGUUGUACACAAUGUUCAUGGUUUGGUUCAUGGAACGUGGUUCAAAUCCAGAUUUUUCUGGGUCAUGGAGAGACCAGUUGGGACAUGCACUAUGGUUUGCUUUCACUUCUCUUUUCAUGGCCCACAGGGAGAGAAUUCAGAGAAAUUAUACAAGGGUAGUGGUGGUGGUAUGGCUAUUUGUUGCCUUACUCUUAACUCAAAGCUUCACGGCCAACCUCACUUCAAUGCUCACCGUUCCACGACUGAACUCAAUUGACGUUAACUCCCUCCAGAAUAGAAAUGUGAAAGUGGGCUGCGAUGAUAACACAUUUAUGACAGUCUUUUUGGAAAAAACGCUUGGUUACAAAAAGGAGAAUGUGGUAAACUUAUGGUCUAAAGAUGAUUACCUUUCCGCUUUUAAGAAUGACAGCAUCAAAGCAGCUAUUCUCGAAAUACCUUAUGCCAAAGCCUUUGUAAGCCACAACUGCAACAAAUAUACAAUAACAGGAUCUACUUAUAGAUUUGGUGGAUUUGGCUUUGCUUUCCAAAAAGGCUCUCCUUUGGCUGCAGAUGUAUCAGAAGCCAUUCUGAAUAUAUCUGAACAAGGGACCUUGAAAAUGUUAGAAGAGUUCUACUUAACUACAUCUUCGUGCUCCUUAGACUCCAUUGAUGAUGUUGAUGGAUUGACACUGGAGAGAUUUUUGGGUUUGUUUGUCUUCAGCAUUGGCAUCUCUACCAUAAGUUUUCUUCUUUUGGUUGUGAACAAUUUGAGGAGCUACUUGCAGAAAAGAUCACGGGAAGGGGAAGUAAUGAGAUCGAUUGUUAGGAGUCUUUGGGAAUGGAGAAGGAAGAUUCAUCCGAGCACGCCAGUAGAUAAUACUCCCACUCCAACAACUAUAAUCCCCUACCAUUAAAAUCUAUAAACUUCUUGUCACAUGAUAUUUGAUUUAAGUUUUAUUUUAAUUGAAAUGUUGUUAAUAAGGGGAAAUUUGACGAAAUAACCUUAAAGAUUGGGUUAUUUGAGUUGGUGGUAAAUUAUAAAUUUAAUUGCAUU